Dibothriocephalus latus is the source of this 564-nucleotide messenger RNA. The record is from the annotation of a GenBank genome assembly. NCBI's taxonomy places the organism in Eukaryota, Metazoa, Platyhelminthes, Cestoda, Diphyllobothriidea, Diphyllobothriidae.
UCCGGAAGCUUCACAUUAGUCUACACAUCCAGCGAAAAGCGACACUUUCAAGUUGCCAAGACGGACGAUUUUGCGGAGAUCAGUCAGUGCAUGAAAGAGAUCAGAACGAGUGUUCUGCCGGCUCUAAAACGCAUUCGCCCAGUUAAUGUUGACGCCUUUCUUUUAACUACUUUCUCGAAUCGGGCAGAUUUGGAGCUCAACGAAGGCCAAGUUCCAAAAAGCAUGCAGCAACCAAACUUUUUUCGUAGUUUCAAUUUCCCUCCCGAGGAGCGUCUAAUCACCCAGUGCUCCUGUGCGUACAUAAAGGGAACACUACCCAUCCGCGGGACUCUGUUUAUCAGCAUAAACUUUCUCUCAUUCCUGCCCUCCGCUUACAACAAUGAGGCCCAGUUGUCGCUGCCAUGGAUAAAGAUAAUCUCUAUUGAGAGGAAACUCACGGCCGCGCUCGGCGGAUAUGUCCUACUACAAACUCUCAACCAAAAAUAUCGAUUCACGAUCUCGAGUAAGGUGGAAGAAACUACUUCUAUCAUCCAGAAACUCGCUGACCUGGGUGUUCGAAGGUAA